AUGGCUGGCAGAGUUUCUGUAGUAUAUCUUUUCUCUGUGUUGUUUUUUAUGUUGACAUUGUUAUCUUUUGAUACUGAAGCAAAGGUGCAUUUUCACAAAUGGAAAGUAAUUUACCAGACAUGGGCUCCUGAUUGCGUGGAGGUGAACAUCAUCUCUAUAAAUGGACAAUACCCGGGCCCCACCAUCAGAGCCACAGAAGGGGACACCAUUGCUGUUGAGAUAGAGAACUUGAUGCCCACUGAAAACGUUGUUAUUCACUGGCAUGGAAUUCGCCAGAUUGGCACUCCCUGGAGCGAUGGGACUGCUUCAAUUUCGCAGUGUGCAAUCUACUCAGGCGAAACCUACGUGUAUAAGUUCGUUGUGGACAGGCCAGGAACGUACUUCUGUCAUGGUCAUUAUGGACUACAGCGGUCGGCAGGGUUUCAUGGGUCGCUGAUAGCGGAUGCGGUGGGCAAGGAACCCUUCACCUACGAUGGAGAGCUGAGUAUCAUUUUAAACGACUGGUGGCACGAGAGCACUUCUGAGCAGGCCGUGGGCCUCUCUUCCAAUCCCUUCGUCUGGGUUGGGGAACCUCAGGUAUAUCAUGUACAUUUCAUUUAG
Cryptomeria japonica (Japanese cedar) is the source of this 600-nucleotide messenger RNA. RefSeq names its product L-ascorbate oxidase-like. The transcript is spliced from 3 exons. The record is from RefSeq and is a predicted model, not a curated record. Gene Ontology annotation, molecular function: copper ion binding; oxidoreductase activity. The coding region runs from base 1 to 600 and encodes 199 amino acids. NCBI's taxonomy places the organism in Eukaryota, Viridiplantae, Streptophyta, Pinopsida, Cupressales, Cupressaceae.